UUCAAUUAUAAUAAUUUUCAAAGCAUUUGAUUUUGCAAGUUUGAUUAUUUUCAUUACAGCAGCCGCCGCCAAGGGGAGGAGGCCCCUUCAGACACCAAAAGCUUCGGUGUCUCCGCCUCCCUUCUCUCUCUCUCUCUCUCCUCUUUUUCUUUAUAUAUAUAAUUCUCGUUCCUGUCUUUCCCAUUUUUUAACCUCUGCAACUCCAAAGCAUUUGCAGGCUUGGGAUUCUUCACCCUCUCUCUUUCCAUUCAUGUUGGAGAAACAACGUCCUACAUUUCGAAUUUCGCCGUGUCGUUUCACGGCCAGAGGGCCGCGUUUAAUUCAGCAGACGCCGAGUUAAAGUUUCCUUCUCUUCCAUCCAUUAUAGACCCACAAUCAGGAUUGCCAGACCCUUCUUCCGGAAUGACACAUUUAGCAUCUCCCGGAUGGCUGUUGGUAGGUCGAGUAGAGUCGGUAGAGAAGGGAGCGUACAUAUGGCAUUGGUAAAUGAGAGGCUCGGACCUGGCCGAAAUGUGUCUGAGCCGUCUUCCGUUUUGGCAUACGAACUAGUUCAAGGAAAACUUGUAAAGUGGAGUUCAAUGGUGGCAUUGGACAGGUCAAUACCAGAGCCACCAACAGCUGUUCUCUUGCAUGGCAUUCUUGGUAGCAGAAAGAACUGGGGGAAGCACCAAAUUGAUAAUUGGAACUUUUGCUCGGUGACUGGCCCAAGAAUUUCCAACAUGGCAGUUUGUUCUAAAAUAUUUGCGGUGCCAUGGUGAUUCUGCAUCAAUCAAGAAGAGAGGUCCACACACUGUUGCUUCAACUGCUUUGGAUGUGCUAAAACUAGUGUGUGGUUCUUGAGCUUGACUAUUAGUUUUUACUUGAGUGUAACUCUUGAAUCUUGAUGUUAGUUGACCAAACUCCAGUCGGAUAAAUGGUGAAGCAGAAUUACUAUGUUAAUUCAGCUUCAUUUGAUCAAGAUAUAAUGAUGAGAAUGCUUCAAUGCCUCCUGUGUCAUUCUAAAAUUAUUUGAAAUUUGCUUUGUGAUAAGUUAUUUCAGGA
Theobroma cacao (cacao) is the source of this 1041-nucleotide messenger RNA. The record is from RefSeq and is a predicted model, not a curated record. NCBI's taxonomy places the organism in Eukaryota, Viridiplantae, Streptophyta, Magnoliopsida, Malvales, Malvaceae.